Molecule: messenger RNA, 1113 nt
Organism: Pichia kudriavzevii
Lineage: Eukaryota; Fungi; Ascomycota; Pichiomycetes; Pichiales; Pichiaceae
Exons: 1
Coding region: 1-1113 (370 amino acids)
Source: RefSeq, a predicted model, not a curated record
AUGGGCUUUGUUAGCAGCUUUGUAGAAGGAAUUGCCCAGGACUAUGCUCUCGACACAGCAACGGACAAGUGGAAUGAGUUUGCUGAGAAGAAAUUCCAAACCAAGGAUCCAUAUACUUAUGAAACUCCGGAAGGUAAAAGUAAAAAGCUAAAACUACCUGAAAAUGCCACUAAGGAAGAACAAAAGAUGUGGAAGUGGGUUCAGAGGAGGGCCUGGGUGGAUGACAAAUGCUUCAUGGGGUGUUAUCCUGUUGAUUGUGGUAUUGGCCUUGGUCCAAUUUUAGUAAUUCUACCUGCAAUUGGGCCUUUCCUUAUGUAUGCUGUUCAUGCAAGGAUGGUACAUAAGGCAGCAAGUUUUUACAAAUUAGAUGCCAAGACAUUUUCCAAACUACAAGCUAACAUUCUUUUCGAUUUAAUCAUCAGUUUCCCACCUGUCAUUGGCUCAUUCUUUACGUGGAUGACCGGCUGUUCCACUAGAAAUGCCGCCAUUAUCCAUACAGAGGUAACGAAACGAUUAAUGAACAGAAAAAAUUCCAAAAUAGCCGAUAGCUCUGGGAAUCUUGAAAAAAAAACUCCACCAAGCUCCAAAGGACAGUUAAAUCCACAAAAUCCACAUGGAGAACAACGUAAAUUGAAUCCAUACCCGGAAAUUACACGACAGGUCCCUUCUCAAACUAAACGGGAAAACCUAACAAAACAUACCCCGUCGCAAUCAAAGCCAUUCUCUAACCCAGCCACACGCAGCUCCGAACGGCCUCUACCUAGAGCGCCAAAAGCGGGAUCGACGCCCAACAAUGUAGACUCUCCUUAUUCCCAACAGUCUCCACAACCGCCGGCAAAGUUUCCAGCACAGUACACAUACACAGAUAGGUACAGACAGUCCAAUGAUGUAAGAAAACCUCCGCCAGUGAGAAGACCUCCAUUCGAAAACAAAGAACAGCUUCCUCCGCCAGUCCCAGAUCGUGAUAUUCCCGAUGAACUAUACUACCCCGUUAAGGCACGUCCGCUAAAUGAGGUAGAGCACAAUCCUCAUGAAUUCUAUCCUGUUGAAUAUGAACAAGACGUUAAUAUUCAAGGACAGUAUCCAAUUUACUCAAAUAGGAAAUUUGUUUAA